AUGAGUGCAAGAACCUUGACCAAUGUGGUGAACGAUCAAACGGUUGCGCUCAAUGCUUUGAUAUACGGCUAUGCGGGGCACUCUCUCGUCACCCCACACGCCGCCCUCCAGCAGAUAUGGUGGACAGAAGAGAGAAUUAAUGAAAAGGUCACAAAGGACUUUGUCACGUUACGAUUGCAGCCUCAGGACAGGGAACGCCUCGCACAACCGGUUGGCUUUGGUGACUUGAGCGAUGAUACCUACAUCGAGUGGAUCUUGGACAAGGCAAGACGUCUCUUUCUCAUCUUGGCCGAGAUCGGAGAAGCAGACAGGAUAUUCACAGUGGUCGACAAGUCCUGGGACGACGAUGAUUUGCCAUUGGAAAUGGAUGAUAUCGAGCAGCUUUCCCUCUCCAAUCGACGCGACAAUCACGCCAACGUCCGAUUCUAUCACACGCAAUUCACAUUUUUGCUGCGCGAGCUGAAAGAUGGCGUACAUAUCGACUAUGCGCCGAAUGAGGAAGUGCCCUUGGAGCAUGUCAUGCAACUCCCUGUCGCCGUCAGCCUGCAAAAUUGGUCACGUGUUCACUUGCCCAAACGACCCAGAGACAUCUAUGUUCGUCGAAGGUUCCCACUAGGUACCCCUGAGAAACCAGGCUGUUUCGAGCAAGAAUUCAUACUCGAUGUGGAAAGUGCCAGAAUGGUAGAACACGAACAUUUUGCGCCGGUGUGGGCAUCGUAUACCCACAAAGAAGCUGGCUAUAUUGUCACAAAUUUUGUAGGACAGCACACUCUGAGGACCUUCAUCGAUCACCGCAAUCCAGCACAGUAUCAGAAGCUACCCAAAUGCGAUCGCCGGUGGCUCGUGCUAAAUUGGCUACACUGUCUGGCGGACGCCAUGGCCACUCUCCAUCAGAACGGCUUCUGCCAUUCGGCACUCCGGCCCACGAAUAUACUGAUUGACGAUCAGAACGCCAUCGCCUUCAGCGAUAUCGGCAGCUUGGAAACGUUUCAAAAGGAUAAGAGGGUUGAUCCAAUGGACGUGUAUAUAUAUGGUGCACCAGAAGCCCACGCCUCCCCUUCGCAAAAUUUUGAUCCGAACGCUGCGGCUCCUGCUCCUAUUGUUCCAAGCACACGGCAUGCAUCCGUCAUCAGCAAGAGCUCCUCUGGAUCCUCUAAUAGCAGUGGCUCGCAGCGACAGAAGUUGACGAAAGUGCCUACUACAGAGUUUGCAGGAUUCAACUUUGGAUUCAAGAGGACAAAGCCAGUUCCGAAGCCACGUUCACGCGUACACGAGACGGAAAAGGCCGACAUCUUCUCGUUGGGUUGUGUUUAUCUCGAGAUCAUAUCUUUUAUGCUUAAAAAGAAACCCCAUGAAUUUGUAAAGCAUAGAACUUCGAAGCAAAAGAUCACCAUUGGUGGCAAAAGCUCGCGAACCGACAGUUCGUUCCAUGCCAAUCUCGACAAGCUUGAUACAUGGAUGAGCAUACUGGAAAAGGCAUCAUGCGAACAUGACGAGGAUGCCUUUCGUGCCGUGCCACACAUACUGAACCUCGUUCGAAGCAUGCUCAGUAGAGCUCCUGUUGUUCGACCGUCAGCACGCGAGGUGCGAGACAAGCUACUUGGGAUUCUGUGUACCAUUACCACUAUACCCGACAUUCAUUGUGGUGCACACAAGCAUGACAUUGGAAUCGCACAAUCCUCCACCUCUGGCUCUGAUAGAGCAUCUAGCAUAGCAUCGCUCCGAACUAUGUCGACGAUGAGUUCAGGCAGUGACACGGACACGAUCCGCUCGUCCACAACCUCCUUCAUACGAGCCAAUUCGACGUUCAAUCCGUACUCUUCGGAUCGUACAACGCUAUCGGGAAUCGACGAGGACGACAGCGCUUCGGUGCGAACGGUCGAACGGGUGACACCGCCCUUCAUCAACACGUCGUACGAUACUCCGAGGAAAGCAGCCAUUCCCCCAGCGUCGCCCAUCUCACCUGGGUCGAGCGGUCCCCUGGGAUCACCAACGUCGCCAAAGUCGCCAAAGUCGCCGACGUUUGCGGGGGUGCGGCCGACCAGCCCAUCAAGGCCAACCUCAGCUGCUCUUUCACUAAUGAUCGAUCUCACUUUGGCUAAGCUUGAUGCGAGAUCCCAUCCGAUUGCUGUUGGGCACUGCGCCACUCACGAUGGCAAGGCAUCGUUAUUCGUAUUGCGAAAGCGUGUCGUCGUUGGCCCCACAUCCGGGCUGCAUGCAGCGACCAUGAUGCACAAGAAUGACGGCACGGCCGAGAAACUGCUGGUUGGUGGAGGUCACAAGGCAGAGGAGACGUUGGACCAGCGCACGAGGGCACGGAGAAGUUUUAUACCAGGAUUGACUUGGAUAGGCACAGGUAUAGGAACAACGAUAUGGAUGCUAGGCGAGGGAUCUAGUUUAUCGGUCAUGGAUUGCGACCAGCAGAUGGCUUCUCUCCAAUUAAAGCUAUGGAUGAGCUGUUUACCGGUUCAAGAAGGUGCUUCGGAGUCGCGUUGCACAGCUCCUUCCUAUUUUGCGCGAAGUAACCAUCGCUCCUUCCUUCCUCCCUCCCUCCAGGCCCUGGACUCCCUUCGCAUGCGCCAAGCGAUGCGGGGUAGACGCCCACCAUCAUCCCUGGCCUCAACAUCAUUGCGAAAAUGCCCCUCCCUGCUCCAUCCUAUCCACAGCUUUUCGCCCGCCCUUAGCAAGCCUCGCCCGCCCGAUCUCUCUGCAGCCUCGCUUUGGCAGACAGACCAAAGUCACCUCACCGCUGGUUCCCACAGCCAUGCCAUGUUCUGCAAGAUGGCCUCGACUAGUUACCUAGGUAUUGCGCUACAUGGUGGCUCCUAUCUACCUACUCCAAUACCCAUGUGGGCCAUGUCCGAGCCACGACACAUGCACAUAUCCCUGCCUGGACUCCAGGGUUGGCCGCAGACCGUAGCUUCCUCCGUUUACAUGGGAGUACCUGGCGUCUCCAUCUUCCUCGUAGCCAUUAUCUCUGCAGACGUUGCUACACUGGCAGUGACGAGUCAAGGCACAAUUUUUCAGCGCCAAAGCUCGAACGAGACAGACUACCAGCUUGGACCUACUCCCUUGAAAACAAACUGGACAGACCAAGUCGGGACAAAUCCAUGGCCUGAAUAUCCCCGCCCGCGACUAGUACGCUCAGCCUGGAAGAAUCUCAAUGGCGUGUGGAGAUAUAGGGACGGUGCGGGUGGCUCCAAUGCGUCCCCACCAUUCGGCCAGAGGCUCGAGAAACCAGUCCUCGUGCCGUUCUGCCUCGAAAGUGCACUUUCAGGUAAGCUUCACUGCAAGCAUGACAUGCGCCAUGGCUUACAGGGAACAGGCGUCACGGGACCCGGAAAGAUUUCAAGCUGGUACCAGACUUCCUUUGAAGUACCCUCAUCUUGGUCUGGAAAUAACCGAGUAUUGUUGAACUUUGGGGCUGUCGACUACAAUUCCACAAUCUACGUCAAUGGCAAAGAAGCUGGCAGUCACACAGGCGGAUACUUCGAGUUCACCAUCGACGUUACCUCAUACCUCAACGUCAAUGGUUCCAACGAACUGAUGGUUUAUGUAUUCGAUCCAACUGAUUCUGACAGAUACCAAAUCCCCAUUGGGAAACAAACCAUAAGCCGUGGUGGAAUGAUCUGGUACACUCCCUGUAGCGGCAUCUGGCAGACUGUAUGGAUGGAGUCAGUACCUGCAGAGUACAUCACUAAACUGGAUCUCACAGCAGAUAUGGAUGGGACAGUCAACGUAACGGUCCACAGUAAUGCCCAGUCUCCGAAACCCUACGAGAUCGUGAUACACGAUCUUGGCUCGGAUACUGCCAAAGCGACAGCCACUGGUACGAGUGACGCCCCUUUUACAUUCACUGUGAACAAUCCGAGGCUCUGGAAUCCGGACAACCCAAACUUGUAUAAUAUUACAAUCAAUCUUGGGAACGACGUGAUCCAGAGCUACACUGGAUUCAGAACCGUGUCCAAAGGCGUUGUGGGUGGUGUAGAACGACCUCUGCUUAACGGAGAGUUCAUAUUCCCAUUUGGAACGCUCGAUCAAGGAUACUGGCCAGACGGCAUUUACACCCCGCCAAGUGUGGAGGCCAUGGUGUACGACCUGAAGGUGCUGAAGAGUGUGGGGUACAAUAUGGUGCGCAAGCACAUCAAGGUUGAGCCUGCAUUGUACUACCGAGCUUGCGAUGAGAUGGGUAUACUGGUCAUGCAAGACAUGCCUUCUUUGCGACCAGACGUACCCGAUGGUACAGCUUGCGGUAGUCAGCGACUGUAUCCAGAGGCGCAAGCCGAGUUCAACAGGCAACUAGCUCUGAUGGUGGAACAGCUCAAGGGCUACACUAGUAUCUUCGCAUGGACAAUAUACAACGAGGAGUGGGGUCAGGCUACGAGCCCGCCAUGGCCCGAGUUCCCACUGACAGACAUGGUUCGCAGUCUCGACCCUACAAGGCUCAUCAAUUCUGUCAGUGGCUGGACGGAUCAUGGGGCUGGUGACUUUGAUGACAACCACCACUACUCUACACCACAGUGUGGAACGCCCUUCUGGUCAAACCAAGGGAGCGGGUACAAUACCGCGUAUGAUCCCUCACGAAUUGGUUUCCAAGGCGAAUUUGGCGGUAUUGGCACACAGUUUGAUGGUGUACACACCUGGUACACCGAUCUAGGCCGACAGACCGCCUAUGAACUAGCCAACUCAACCGCUGCCUGGAACUACCGGGCCCAUGAUCUUCUGACCCAGCUACGCGAGCAGAUCGACCUGUUUGCCUGCUCUGGCGGUGUUUGGACGCAGACGACCGAUGUCGAAGGCGAGGUCAAUGGAAUGAUGACGUAUGAUCGCAACUUCAUCCGCAUGAAUACGACAAUGUGGCAAGCAGACAUCAAAGCCUUGUACGAAGCUGCUGCGCACCGAGCGAAUAAUGCAAGCAUGUCGGUUGAGAGUGCCGGCAUGGUAUAG
Plenodomus lingam JN3 is the source of this 4947-nucleotide messenger RNA. Lineage: Eukaryota; Fungi; Ascomycota; Dothideomycetes; Pleosporales; Leptosphaeriaceae. The record is from RefSeq and is a predicted model, not a curated record.